ACCGCCGAUGCUAUGGAGGCUCCUUGAUCACCAUGUCUGGGUCCAGGUCACCCCACCCUGGGUUAAAGACACACUGAGGGAGGGCGCCCCGGCUCCUUUGCAGGGAGAAGUUCUCGAGGUUUAGGGAGCACGGCUGAUGGACUAGGGGCCGGGGCUACAAAGACGAUUAUGACACAGUCCCCUCCCCAAAGUGCGCACAGACCUGCGGGGGCCAAGUGCGGAAGCAGAGCAGCUGCAUGGAUAGGGUCCUGAGCUAAGGGGGCAUAAAGGGCCAUGUAGAUCGGUCUUGUGGAAGAGCAGGGGCAUCAGAGAUGGCUUCUUGGAGGAGGUAACAUCCUGACUGGUCGAGUGAACCUACCUGGGGGGGGAACUGCUUGGUGCGUGCUGGACGCGCAGAUUUUGAAUCUUUGAACUUGCCAUCAAAAUAAUGGCAAAUAACAUCAUAAAAUCAGUAGAACAUUCAUCUAAAAUUCAUCAGAAAAGUGAUCCACAACAGGUCUCUGAUAGAACAUUUUUCAUCGAUGCUUCGAAUCAGCGCUUGGUUACCAUCCCCUCAGAGAUCUUAGAAUUAAAAGAAUUAGAAGAAGUGCAUCUGGAAAACAACCAGAUGGAAGAAAUCCCCGAGGAUAUUCAGCAUUUAAAGAAUCUCAGGAUCCUCUACCUGAACAAGAACAAGCUGAGGGAGCUGUGCCCCGAGCUGGGGAAGCUGAGCAACCUGGAGGGCCUGGACCUGAGCGACAACCCCCUGCUGUCCUCCUCCCUCCCGGUCCUCAGCGGCAUCCGCACGCUGCGCGAGCUCCGCCUCUACCGCACUCACCUAGAGGCGUUCCCCAUCGUCAUAUUGAAACUCCUUCACCACCUCGAGCUGCUCGGACUGGCCGGAAACCGCCUGAAAUCUCUGCCCAAAGAAAUAGUGAACCAGAACAAACUCAGGGAGAUCUACCUGAAGCAAAACCAAUUUGAAGUUUUCCCUCCGGAGCUGUGUGUUCUCUCCAACCUGGAGAUCAUUGACCUGGAUGAGAACAAACUAAGUGCCAUCCCAGAAGAGAUCGGGAACCUGGCGAGUCUGCAGAAGUUCUACGUGGCUUAUAACAGCCUUCCCUUCCUACCCGAGUCGCUGGGCCAGUGCAGAAAACUGUCGGUGCUGGAUUUAUCCCACAACCGGCUCCACUCCAUCCCGCGCACCCUCGCCCAGCUUUCGGAGAUGACGGAGGUGGCGCUGAGCGGGAACCCCCUGGAGAAGGUGGCGCGCCUGCUCUGCAGGUGGCCCUCGCUGCACCUGCUGUACCUGAGCAACACCGGCCUGCGCGCGCUGCGGCGCUCCUUCCGGAGGCUCGUCAACCUGCGCUGCCUGGAUCUCAGCCAGAACCAUCUGGAACACUGUCCGUUGCAGAUCUGUUCGCUGAAGAACCUGGAAAUCCUGGCACUGGAUGAUAAUAAAAUAUGGCAGUUACCUUCAGACUUCAGCUCACUUUCAAAACUGAAGAUGCUUGGACUAACUGGAAAUCAGUUCUUCUCAUUUCCGGAAAAGAUCCUUUCUUUAGAGUCUUUAGAGAAGUUAUACAUUGGGCAAGAUCAGGGAGCCAAGCUCACUUAUAUACCAGAAUCCAUCAGGAAACUACAGAGCCUUAAAGAGCUGUAUAUAGAGAACAAUCAUCUGGAGUACCUGCCUGUGUCCUUGGGAUCAAUGCCUAACCUGGAAAUUCUUGAUUGCCGCCACAAUCUGCUUAAGCAACUUCCAGACGCCAUCUGCCAAGCACAAGCUUUGAAAGAAUUACUCCUCGAGGACAACUUGCUCACCGACCUUCCAGAGAAUUUGGAUAGUCUCAUGAAUCUAAAGGUUCUGACACUGAUGGACAAUCCCAUGAAAGAACCCCCAAAAGAAGUGUGCACCGAAGGCACUGAGGCAAUAUGGGCGUACCUUAAGGAAAAAAGAAAAAUGAAAAUAAUGGCAACAAAGAUUCAGGCAUGGUGGCGUGGAGUGAUGGUACGGAAGGGACUUGGGAUAUUUGAAGAACUGCUGAAAUUGCAAAAGAAAGGCAAGAAUUCUCCAAAAGAUAAGAAAGGAAAGAAGGAUGUAAAGGGAAAACCUGUAAAGGAGAAGAAGAAAUAA
This is a messenger RNA of Ceratotherium simum simum (southern white rhinoceros), 2113 nucleotides long. RefSeq names its product leucine rich repeats and IQ motif containing 4 (gene LRRIQ4). Gene Ontology annotation, cellular component: cytoplasm. The record is from RefSeq and is a predicted model, not a curated record. Gene Ontology annotation, molecular function: protein binding. Lineage: Eukaryota; Metazoa; Chordata; Mammalia; Perissodactyla; Rhinocerotidae.